This is a messenger RNA of Camelina sativa (false flax), 853 nucleotides long. RefSeq lists its product as uncharacterized. Lineage: Eukaryota; Viridiplantae; Streptophyta; Magnoliopsida; Brassicales; Brassicaceae. The record is from RefSeq and is a predicted model, not a curated record. Gene Ontology annotation, biological process: endoplasmic reticulum calcium ion homeostasis. Gene Ontology annotation, molecular function: calcium channel activity. Gene Ontology annotation, cellular component: cytoplasm; endoplasmic reticulum membrane.
UCAAUCAUAUCACAAUUGUGAGAGCUUAAGAAGAAGAAGGAAGAGAGCAAUGGCGACGGCGAUACCACUCUUCGCCUCAUUCAAGUACGCCGAUAGUCUCACCGUCGUCGGAAUCUCCUUCUGCACGGCGUUAGUCUGCGAAGCAAUCUCAUGGAUCUUAAUCUAUCGCACGAACUCUUACAAAUCCUUGAAAUCUUCCAUUGACAAAGCCUCCAAGAAGCUCGAGACGAUGAAGACUGAUAACACUUCCUCAAAGCUAACAGUAAAGAAAUCGAAGACGAAGAAGAUAGAUCGCGUUGAAUCCAGCUUAAAGGAAUCGAGCCGAGAUCUAUCUCUCUUCAAGUUCAAAUCUGGUGCCGUUGUGGCUUUGGUUCUCUUCGUUGUGUUUGGGUUGUUGAACUCGCUUUUCGAAGGCAAAGUUGUAGCGAAGCUUCCGUUUCAUCCGAUUACGAUUGUGAGGAAGAUGAGUCAUAGAGGAUUGAAAGGAGAUGAUUCCACGGAUUGUUCCAUGGCGUUUUUGUAUCUGCUUUGUUCUAUUAGCAUAAGGACUAAUCUUCAGAAGUUCUUAGGCUUCUCUCCUCCUAGAGGAAGUGCUGGUGCUGGUGGUUUGUUCCCUAUGCCUGAUCCUAAGACGAAUUGAUCAGUUCUGAAUCUGAUCUAGUGUGGUUGUUUUAGUUAAGCACUUUUUAAAGUUUUGAUUUUUGAGUUUCUGUAGUUUGUUGUUUUCGUUUAAAAAAUUGGUUUUUACAUGAUCUGGUCUCUUCUGAUGUAGUAACGAUGCAGGUCUUGUGACUACUGGAUCUUUGUGUAUUUAACUCCUUUUCAUAUGCUAAGUUUCAUGCGUUGCCAUCUU